Messenger RNA from Suncus etruscus (white-toothed pygmy shrew), 1878 nucleotides. RefSeq names its product sorting nexin 10 (gene SNX10). Lineage: Eukaryota; Metazoa; Chordata; Mammalia; Eulipotyphla; Soricidae. Gene Ontology annotation, molecular function: phosphatidylinositol binding. The coding region runs from base 203 to 808 and encodes 201 amino acids. Gene Ontology annotation, biological process: intracellular protein transport. The record is from RefSeq and is a predicted model, not a curated record. The transcript has 7 exons.
CGGCCGGGUUUCGGCCGCUCGGUAGGUGGCCGGGGGCGGCAAGGCGGGGCGCCCCGGGCGCGAGUCGCGGGGCUGCGCUCGGGUGCGCUCCUGGGCGCACGGUGCCGCGCCUUUGAGUCAGCAAACUCCGCGCCCGCCUGCGCGCAGCCCAGCCCGGAGCCCGGAGCCCGGAGCCGCCGCUUCAUCUUGUCCUGUGCUGAAGAUGUUUCCAGAAGAACAGAAAGAGGAGUUCGUAAGUGUCUGGGUUCGAGAUCCGAGGAUUCAGAAGGAGGACUACUGGCAUUCUUACAUUGACUAUGAGAUAUGCAUCCAUACCAACAGCAUGUGUUUCACAAUGAAAACAUCCUGUGUCCGGCGAAGAUACAGAGAAUUUGUGUGGCUGAGGCAGAGACUCCAGAAUAAUGCCCUGUUGGUACAACUUCCAGAACUUCCAUCAAAAAAUCUGUUUUUCAACAUGAAUAAUCGCCAGCAUGUAGACCAGCGUCGACAGGGUUUGGAAGACUUUCUCAGAAAGGUCCUCCAGAAUGCACUUCUGCUGUCAGACAGCAGCCUUCACCUCUUCCUGCAGAGCCACCUAAACUCAGAGGACAUUGAGGCUUGUGUGUCUGGGCAGACCAAGUACUCAGUAGAAGAAGCCAUUCACAAGUUUGCUCUGAUGAAUAGACGGUUCCCUGAAGAAGAUGAAGGAGGAAAAAAAGAAAAUGAUGUAGAUUAUGACUCAGAAAGUUCAUCCUCUGGGUUUGGACAUAGUAGUGAUGACAGCAGUUCACACGGAUGUAAAAACAACACAGCUCCACAGAAACCCUGAAAAAGAAUCCUAAUGUUACCCCUUAGGAAUAGUAAAUUAUGUCCAGUCAUAGAGGAGCAAGCUUGCGGCUAAAGCUGUUCGUACCUAAAGCUCACCGUCAUGAUAUUAAGUGUGUUCAAAUUUGUAAAGACCUUGGGUUGUUUAUUAGUGGCUUUUUUUGUUUGUUUUGGUGAUGAUUGUUAACUUUUUUGGUUAAGCUUCUGUGAAAAAAAAAAAAGCUAAAAACCUGUGAAUGCAGUAUUAUCCCCUAUAAGUGAACAUUAUUGAUAAAAUAAGAUUCUGCUUGGAUUGGAAACUUUUGCUGUGUUGGGGGAAAAAAAUGGAGAUGGCUUGAUUGAAUUGUAAAAGAGAGGAAAAUCAGGAGCAUUUCCAAUUUAGCUCCAGCAUUUCUCCUUGUAUCAAUGGGGCAGUAUUAUUGUCAACAUAACCUGGAUGGUUUUAACCACUAUGGAGACUGGCAGCCUAGACCAGCCUGCCUUUCAGAAAUGAGGCUGGUAUUUUGUGGGUACUUCCCCCUAUGCAGGGAAAACAUGACUUUUGGGUUUCUGAAGUCAUGAACUUCAGGAAGAGGGUUUAACCUUUCCCGUUAUCUGUUCAUGCUCAGUUGAAAAUGUACCUUUAUGACUCAGGCAUGUUCAAAUGAUGUUUACAUCUUAGGAAACACACACACACACACACACACACACACAGGAAACACACACACACACACAGGAAACACACACACAUAUACAUACACACACAGAUAUUCCUAAGAAUUUUGCUUGUAUUUGUAGUAUAUAGCGUCAGAAAUACAUUUUCAUUGUCUAAAAUCAGCUUAGACACGUGGCUUCUGGAAACAAAGCGUUUGUUUUCAUUGUCAGCUGAUAAUUAGAAUCACAGAUCAAGGAUUUAUUUUCUGACUAAAUGUGCACUUAUCGUUCAGUGAUGUUCAGUUAUCAGUGCUGGUUACUUGUUACUUGAGUUAAAAGUAGGAUGCUAAUAAUAAUAAAUUCAACUUCACCAAAAGAUUUUAAAAGGCUGUUAACUUAAUAACUUCAGACUUAUUUAUUUUGUAAAAAACCUUUUCUUUU